AUGGCUAAUGCGUACUCUAAGCAGCCACGUCCUCCACACACCUUCAACAACCCAUCUUACAACCUCCCAAACGGUUCCACAAGUGGCCCAGCUCCUGGAGCUACCGCACUGCUUCCAAAUAACGGCAGGGUCAUCCAGUCAGGCUCAGUUCGUAUUCUGUGCGUUGCGGAUGUUAGAGGCAACUUGAAAUCUUUGAAUGAGCUGGCCAAACAAGCUCGUGCAGAUCACAUUAUCCAUACUGGAGAUUUCGGCUUUUAUGAUGACACCUCUCUGGACCGGAUUGCCGACAAAACAUUGAAACAUGUCGCACAAUACUCUCCUCUUCUUCCGGAGUCUAUUAAACGCAGCAUCGCCCAGGUUCCUCCUCAACAAUCCAUCAAGCAACGUUUCAGCCCGGACCAACUCGUUCUUUCGGAACUGCCUCUACUUUUAAACAAGCAGCUUACACUCGAUGUUCCCGUAUACACGGUUUGGGGUGCUUGUGAAGAUGUCCGCGUGCUAGAAAAGUUUCGUUCUGGAGAAUACAAGGUGGACAAACUGCAUAUUAUCGAUGAAGCCAGCUCUAGACUGCUAGACGUUGGAGGUGUAAAGCUCCGUUUACUUGGUUUGGGUGGCGCCGUCGUGAUGCAUAAGUUAUUUGACAAUGGAGAAGGAAAAACAACCAUCGCCGGUGGCCAAGGAACCAUGUGGACCACUCUUUUACAGAUGGGCGAGUUGGUCGAUACAGCCAACCGCGUUUAUGAUCCCGCCGAAACCCGUAUUUUUGUUACCCAUGCGUCCCCGGCUCGUGAAGGCAUGCUCAAUCAACUUUCGGUCACCCUGAAAGCAGACUUUUCCAAUCUCUGCUGGCUUACAUUUUCGAUAUGGGCAGCUCGUACAACAGGCCCAGUUACGGCUUCUAAUGCCGGCGGUCAAGUCGAUGAGAGUGCUUUCAAGAAUAUGUGGAACUUCAAUCUUGCGGACGCUGCGUUUGGCUAUCUUGUUUUAGAUAUCGACGGUGGAAGGAUCGGCACUGAAAUGCGCGCCCAGGGAUUCAAUUUUUCACACCGUGGUGGGAAACCAGCGCCAGCAACUGCCCCAGCUCCGCUUGCACAACACACUACAGUUUCUCCCAUCAGCGGUGGAGCUACUGGUCCUGGAAGUGCCACAGGUGCUCCCUCUAGUCAGGUGAGGCCGCCGCCUCAAUUUGGUCAAAUGCAAGCGCAGCCCCCUCGCGGCACUGGUUCUCAAUAUCAGCCUCCCGUUUCUCAAGUGCAACCCCCGUUGCCAAAGCCAACUCCACCGAAAUCAGCCGCUUCUCCUGUGCCUGUAAUCCCAGCGAAAGAAAAGCCGGGCACUCCACAGCCAGCUGUUCCAAAUGUUCCUGCAUCUGGAAACGGCGCGUCCGCGAAGCCCGCAUCAGAACCGAAUGGAACCAUCCAUGCAAGCAAGCCCACCGAAUCGGCGCCAAAACCUGCCUCUCCUGCGGAAAAGAAAAUAAUCAACGGCCUCUUCAUUUCGAAUGUCGAUAACGAAGAAGCCAUCCGCAAACUAUUCCCCGACGAAGACAGAGCUAAGAUUCUCAAAAUUGAAAAGCUGGGUAAAUACAACAACCAUGUUGUCUCAUUCCCAACUAUGGAGGAUGCAAAAGCAGCUCUAGAGAGACAACCACUUGAACACAAGAAACCUAGCCCACCUGGACCCAACCGUAAACCCAAUGUGAAGAUGUUUGAAGAUAGAGGCGGUCGUCGCGAUGGCCAAGGCAACGCUGGAACCUGGCAAGCAAGCAAUCGUGGCGGUGGCACCGGUGGUCAACGAAGUGGAUAUCAGAGCGGAAGCGCCACUAGUGACGGUGAGAGCGGACGAGGCCGUGGUGGAUUUGGUGGUCGCGGACGAGGCCGUGGAAAUGAUCGAGGUGGACGUGGACGGGGAGGAAGGACGGGAGGAUUUGGCAAAGGUCCCUCAGGACCAGGCGAAUCCGGAUCGCCAACGCCUACAUCCGUGGGUGGUGACAAGCCAACUGAAUCCUAA
Messenger RNA from Uncinocarpus reesii 1704, 2010 nucleotides. RefSeq lists its product as uncharacterized. Bases 1 to 2010 code for a protein of 669 amino acids. The record is from RefSeq and is a predicted model, not a curated record. The transcript is spliced from 4 exons. Lineage: Eukaryota; Fungi; Ascomycota; Eurotiomycetes; Onygenales; Onygenaceae.